Arachis stenosperma is the source of this 1116-nucleotide messenger RNA. Its product is annotated as probable F-box protein At4g22060. Lineage: Eukaryota; Viridiplantae; Streptophyta; Magnoliopsida; Fabales; Fabaceae. Bases 1 to 1116 code for a protein of 371 amino acids. The record is from RefSeq and is a predicted model, not a curated record. The transcript has a single exon.
AUGGCUUCUCUUUCUCUCUCAGUUCCCUAUGCCAUUCUUCCAAGCAUUCAACAAACACACCUUAUUGAUGAUGAUGAUGAUCCUAUAACUGUUGACCGAAGCAUCUUCAAUUUAGCAGAGAAGAAGCGUUAUGAGUGGAAGAACAUGUUGAAGGAUCAUGUUGGAGCAUGGUGUAUUGGUUCUUCUCAUGGUUGGAUUGGAUUUUUGGAUCAGAAUGGAGUUCCAUUCCUUCUAAAUCCUUCUUCUUCUACUACUAUUAACUUACCACCUCUUCCUCUUUCAUUCUUGCACCCUCUCACAUAUUCUUACUUUGCUGAACACUUGAGGAAAACCUUCAUAGUCAAAGCAAUCUUGAUGUGUUAUUCCUCUUCUUCAAGCUACACUCUUGCUAUCAUAUAUGGUUGCAACUAUAAGAUUGCUUAUUGCAACUCUACAACUUGGGUUGAACUCUCUAAUGAUAGACAAUCUUAUUGUGAUAUUGUGUUCACCAACAACCAUCUUUAUGCCUUGACACAAGAUGGUUCUAUUGAAGUUUGGAAUAUUUCUGGGCCAAUUCCUACAAGAUGGAUUUUUUUAACACCAACUAUGGAGGUGAAUUAUGAAGAGGAGAGACCAUAUCUUGGAGAUAACUUCUCAACAAAUUUGUAUUUGGUGGUAUCUGGGGAAGAUAUCUUGCUGGUAAAAAGGUUUAUUGGGAAUUUUGUUAAUGAUGAUGGGUUGGUAGUAGAAGAAGGAGAUCUUUUAUCCUCUGAAGAUACACAACCAUUGAUUUGUCCUUAUAGAACAAAAUAUUUUACUGUUUAUAAGCUUGAUAUUGAAGACAAGAAGUGGAAAAAGAUGAAAUCUUUACAUGAUAAAAUUCUGUUCUUGGGUGCUAAUGAAUCUGUAUCAAUGGAUGUUAAAGCUUGUUUGGGGUGUGAAGCAAAUUCAAUCUACUUCACAGAUGAUAGAUGGGAAGAGAUGAAUUUGGACUACAUGUAUGGUGGACAUGAUUGGGGUGUUUUUAAUCUUCAAGAGAAAUAUGUUAAGAGCCUCAUACAAUGUGCAGAUAGGAUUGAUCCUCCACCAAUUUGGGUAGUUCCAGUUCCACAGGAUUGUAAUAACUUGCAUGCAUAA